Messenger RNA from Oryzias latipes (Japanese medaka), 2824 nucleotides. RefSeq names its product PWP2 small subunit processome component (gene pwp2h). Gene Ontology annotation, biological process: ribosomal small subunit assembly; maturation of SSU-rRNA from tricistronic rRNA transcript (SSU-rRNA, 5.8S rRNA, LSU-rRNA). Lineage: Eukaryota; Metazoa; Chordata; Actinopteri; Beloniformes; Adrianichthyidae. The record is from RefSeq and is a predicted model, not a curated record. Gene Ontology annotation, molecular function: protein binding. Gene Ontology annotation, cellular component: small-subunit processome; Pwp2p-containing subcomplex of 90S preribosome.
AUGAAAUUCGCGUACAAGUUUUCCAACCUGCUGGGCGCCGUCUAUCGCCAGGGAAAUCUGAAUUUCUCCACCGACGGCAACGCUGUGAUCAGUCCGGUGGGAAACCGAAUCUCAGUUUUCAACCUGAAAAACAACACAUCAGAGACGUUACCUGUUUCUACAACCAAGAACAUCACCUGCGUCGGCGUCUCUCCUGAUGGCAGCUUGGCGAUUGUGGUGGACGAAGACGGCGCAGCGCUGCUGGUCAGCCUCGUCACCAGAGCCGUCCUGCAUCACUUCCACUUCCACAAACCCGUCAGCAGCGUCCGCUUCUCGCCCGACGGCAGGAAGUUCGUCGUGACGAAGGAAAACGUGGCGCUGAUGUACCACGCUCCGGGGAAGCGGCGGGAGUUCAAUGCCUUUGUUCUGGACAAAAGCUACUACGGUCCGUACGAUGAGACCACCUGCAUCGACUGGACCGACGACUCCAAGUGUUUCGUGGUCGGAAGCAAAGACAUGUCCACGUGGGUUUUUGGUGCCGAGCGCUGGGCCAACCUGAUCUACUACUCCCUGGGGGGACACAAAGACGUGGUGGUGGGGUGCUUCUUCGAGAAGGAUAGCUUGGAUCUCUACACCGUCAGCCAGGACGGGACGCUGUGCGUCUGGGAGAGCGACACCGACCUCGACGGCCUGGUUCUGAAGAAAAAGGGCGCCGACGGCGGCGUCAGGAACGAGGACGACGAGGAAGAGCGGGUGGAGGGGGAGGAGGGAGAGGUCAUCAGAGGGAAGGCCGAUAUGCCCGAGGAUGACAAGAAGAUAAAAAACGUUCGAUUCAAGCAAGCUAGCAAACACUUUUUCAACAAAGACGGAGAUUUCAACAACCUGACCGCCGCUGCAUUUCACAAGCAGACCCACAUCUUGGUCACUGGGUUCGCCUCGGGCGUUUUCCACCUCCACGAACUCCCAGAAUUCAACUUGGUCCACUCUCUCAGUAUUUCCCAGCAGAGGAUCGCGUCGGUGGCCGUCAACGCCUCCGGCGACUGGAUCGCCUUCGGGUGCUCGCGGAUGGGCCAGCUUCUAGUGUGGGAGUGGCAGAGUGAGUCGUACGUCUUCAAGCAGCAAGGCCACUUCAACAACAUGGCGGCGCUGGCGUACUCGCCGGACGGGCAGUACAUCGUGACGGGCGGGGACGACAGCAAAGUGAAGGCUUGGAACACCAGCAGCGGCCUGUGCUUCGUCACGUUCACCGAGCACACCAGCAGCGUCACCAGCGUGGCCUUCACCGCCAGCGGCUUCGUCAUCGUCAGCGCCUCGCUGGACGGCACCGUCCGGGCCUUCGACCUGCACAGGUACCGCAACUUCAGGACCUUCACGUCUCCUCGCCCGGCGCAGUUCUCCUCCCUGGCUGUAGAUGUCAGCGGCGAGCUGGUGAGCGCCGGAGCCCAGGACUCCUUCGAGAUCUUUCUGUGGUCCAUGCAGACUGGCCGUCUGCUGGAGGUCCUCGGGGGACACGAGGGCCCAGUCAGCGGCCUGUGCUUCAGCCCGGUUCAGUCCAUUCUGGCCAGCUCCUCGUGGGACCGCACAGUGCGGUUGUGGGACAUGAUGGACAGCUGGCAGGUCAAGGAGACGCUGGCCCUCACUUCUGAUGGGCUGGCGGUGACCUAUCGACCCGACGGGCAGGAGUUGGCUGUUGCCACUCUGAACGGUGAGAUCAUGUUCUGGAACCCCAACACCGCCACGCAAACCGGCUCCAUCUCUGGACGCCACGACCUAGAAGUGGGGCGCAAAGACACAGAUAAGGUCACAGCCAAGCAGCUCGCCAAGGGCAAGUCCUUCACGUCGGUGUGCUACUCUGCGGACGGGGAGUCCGUCCUGGCUGGAGGACAGUCCAAGUUCGUCUGCAUUUACAACGUCAGGGAGCAGAUGCUCAUGAAGAAGUUUGAGAUCUCCUGCAACCUGUCGUUUGAUGCCAUGGAGGAGUUCCUAGAUAGGCGGAAGAUGACAGAGUUCGGCAGCUUGGCUCUGGUGGACGAAGGACCCGGGGACGGAGAUGGGGUCAACAUUAGCCUGCCAGGAGUCAGGAGAGGUGACAUGAGUUCCCGUCACUUCAAGCCGGAGAUCAGAGUCAGCUCACUGAGAUUCUCUCCUACUGGUCGUAGUUGGGCGGCCACCACCACCGAGGGCCUGCUGGUCUACUCCCUUGACGGAUCGAUGGUUUUUGACCCGUAUGACCUCGACCUGGACGUGACGCCGGCCAGCAUUCGCAAGCAGCUGCGCCUGCAGGAGUGGACAUCGGCCAUCGUCCUGGCGUUCCGGCUGAACGAAAGCGCCCUGAAGCAGGAGGCGCUGGAGACUGUACCUCACGAACAGAUCCCGUUGGUUUGCAGAUCCCUGCCGGACAUCUACGUGGAAAAGCUGCUGGGAUUUUUGGCCACAUGUUUGGAAAAGUCCAGCCAUUUGCAGUUUUACAUGACCUGGGCCCAAAACCUACUCAUGCUGCACGGACAGAAACUGAAGAAUCGGUCGGGCUCCAUUCUGGCCACGCUGCAGUCACUGCAGAAGAGCAUUCAGAGGCACUUUGACAAUCUGUCCAAACUGUGCGACUUCAACAUGUACAGCAUCCGCUACGCUGCUGCCUUGUCCAAACAGAGAGGGAUGAAGAGGCCAGCGGCACAGGAGGACGAGGAAGAUGAAGGACCGUCAGAGGAGAUGAGCCAAGCCUCUUUGGAUGACGAUGACAUGAGGCUUUAGCCGCUUGAAAGUCUCUUAGAAGCAACAUUUUAUAAUAAUAGAAUCUUGUUUUGUACCUCUUUUAAAAAUAAAUGUAUAUAUGUGGUGUUAAAAA